Centruroides sculpturatus (bark scorpion) is the source of this 2331-nucleotide messenger RNA. RefSeq lists its product as uncharacterized. The record is from RefSeq and is a predicted model, not a curated record. Bases 89 to 2095 code for a protein of 668 amino acids. The transcript is spliced from 2 exons. NCBI's taxonomy places the organism in Eukaryota, Metazoa, Arthropoda, Arachnida, Scorpiones, Buthidae.
UUAUUAAGUUAUCUAGUGAAGGAAAUGAGAUUUAAAUCUAAUUUCAUACACUAGAUAUUGACACAUAGAAGAAGAUUUUUAAAUUAUUAUGGAAUCAAGUAUAAAUAAUUCAGGAAAUAUUCCAGCUAAGAGGGAUCCUUUACAAGAUAAGUACUUGAUACCGGGUGAAGUGGAAUUUUAUAAUAGAGUUAAACGAUCGAAAGGAAGAUUCGAUAUGUCGACUUGCAAAAAUUUAUGGGAAGGAGAUGCUAUUGAGGAUCCAAUUUCAAUAUAUGAAAGUAAAAGGAUCGAAUUCUCACCCACAGACAGCGUGCAACACUUAGAAAGGAUGUAUCUACUUGGAGAGAACGUACUUGGAGUAGGGAAUAGUAAUACCCUAGCUGAUUGGGGGAAGUAUUUCGAAAAAUAUGAAGACGAGAAGACACUUUCACGUGCCAUUUCUCACGUGUCUAGUUUGGUAGAAGUUGGAGCUCGAAGGAACAAGAAGAAGAGAAGAAAGAGGAAAAGUAGAGGAAUCGAAAGCAACAACGAACCAAGGAACAUAAUGCAAAUAUUCGCACCAUCUGACGUAACCGAAAUGAUUAGCUACGGGGGAAAAAGCAAGAAGACUAAGAAGGGAAGAGGGAAGAAGAAAACAAAAAGAAGAGAGAAGAGCAAAGGAGGAAAGAAAAGUAAAAGUAAAAAAGACAUUAAAGUACCACGCGCACGAAACGUCAUGCAAAUAUUUUCCAAACCGAGCACGGAAAUCGUAUUACCAGAACCGGAUAAAGCGGUGACUAUAGAAGAACCGGUACACACUCGAGUCACGAAAGAAGAUAAAGGCGACGAAACUGUCAUACAGAUCAACACGGAAAUUAUUCCAUUUCCGGUGCCGCCGGAAGUGCCUAAAAAACGGAAGAAACGUCACUUCGUCAUAUCUUCCCGGGAGAAGUUGCUAGACGAAAUCAAUUGUUACAACAAAGCAGCCAACGUUAUUAAAGACGGAGUUUCGGAUACUUCUAUAAAUAGUACGAGCUCGUCUUUAGUUAUACAUAGAAAAUGUAAAUGUUUGCAUAAGAAAGGCAUCCCGGAAGAUGAUAAAGCACUUUUAUGGAAGCUAAUAAAGUUAGAAUGCUUAUCGACUGAAACCGAAGAAGAAGAAAUUGUAGAGAAGAUCAGGAAGGAGAGAGAGAAGAAGCCAAUAAAAGGUACAGGAAAACGGAUAAAAAUUCGAACAACCGGAAAAUCGAAUUACGAGAGGACAAUAGAAGACAACGACGAUAUAUUCCCGAAAUUUAUAUACAAAACCACUGAUAAAGUAACCAGCGAAGAGUUUGUAACGAGCGAGGAUGCGAUCUGUAUCAUCGAUCGGAAAUUAAAAAACAGGUGCAAGAAAGAAAAUGACGUAUACGAAUCGAUCACGAGGAAAAGGAAACUGAAAAAACCGGAAUUAAUUAACGAACACGGCUUAUUGGUAACGGAAUUAGAAACUCAUAAAGUAUGGCCGGCCAAUAUUUAUGAUGAGAACGUAGAUCACGACUUGACAAUAGGGAAGAUGAAGCGCGAGUUCUUUAUGGGUGACAGGAUGAUAAAGAGAUAUUGGGAGAAUGCUGUAGACAAUGGACCCCACAAAACUGCACUUAUACAGAGUUUAACAGAUGAUACAUUCGCUAAAAAUAUGAAAAAUGUAAAAAAGAAAGGCGAAGCCGUGAAGAAGAUAAAUGUGGAUACGAUUUACGAUGAGGAUUAUAAGGAGAAUACACUGAAAAUUACGACCAGCGAAAAGAAAUUACCAGUCGAGUUAGUGUUGAAUUUAAAUGAGGAAGAUAAAAACAAGACGUACAUUCAGUAUAAAUCGAAAAUUCAUUUGAAUAAACACGAAGGGGAUGUAAAGAAAUACGUACAUAUACCCGAUAUCAGGUUAAAAAAUAAGAGGAACGAAAAGGAUGAAGGUGAGAAAACUGGGAGAAGGAAAGAAGAGAAAAAUCUUACUAAAACUAAAUUCGUGAAGGUAAAAAUGCCGUGUAUAAAUGCUGGAAGGACACUACCAAGGAAGAGCACCCUGGAGCUAGUUAUAUCCAGGAGCUCGUUUGAAGAUAGUGAUGCUGAAGAAUGAUCUAGCAUCCCUUAGAAAAUUGUAUUUGAGGUGGAAAAAAAAUGGUUAUAAAACUACAAACAAUUAAAUAUAUAAAAGUUGUAACCCGUAAAAUAUCAAGUUAAUUUUAUUAUUUUUAAAAAGUUAUACAAAGUUUACGUAAUAAAAUCGUGUUUACUUAAAAUCUUUACCUAACAUUCGCUUUAAGGCAAUGAAGUAAUGCAGUCGUCUCUUGCAUCACUUUUUUAAAUCAAUAU